This is a messenger RNA of Cuculus canorus (common cuckoo), 3634 nucleotides long. It is a transcript of the gene IL5RA, whose product is annotated as interleukin 5 receptor subunit alpha. Gene Ontology annotation, molecular function: protein binding; cytokine receptor activity. The record is from RefSeq and is a predicted model, not a curated record. Bases 1991 to 3091 code for a protein of 366 amino acids. The transcript has 10 exons. NCBI's taxonomy places the organism in Eukaryota, Metazoa, Chordata, Aves, Cuculiformes, Cuculidae. Gene Ontology annotation, biological process: cytokine-mediated signaling pathway; immunoglobulin mediated immune response. Gene Ontology annotation, cellular component: external side of plasma membrane; membrane.
AGAAGGGUUGGAAGGAGUGGAGCCUGAAGGAGGAGCUCACCCGAAUGGGAGUUAAAUGCAAACGUGGUUCCCUUUGAAGCCUGAGUCUCAGCUUUGAAGCCUCAUCUCAGCAAAAAGAGUGCCACAGGUUUCUUGGUAACUGGAAAAAAAUGUGAAACACACCCAUCCAGCCAAUUAAGCAGCUAACAAAUCAGCACCUCACUGCAGACAGGGCUAUGAAAAGGCUGGUUUUGAAUGAUUUAUUCCAACAAAACUAUCUCAGAUUUACAAUAAUAUAGUCAGGCAUGUUUAAGAACAUAACCUUUUCUUACCCUUUCUGUGACUACCUUUUCUUACUAAAUUCCUGUUUCACCUUUAGAAAUAAUCUCUUUCCUACUGGAACGUUUCGAUCUAGAUGUCAGAGCUCUCUGCCCAGUAAUUAGCUGCUUAUUCAGAGACAUAUGGGCUGGCUAGAACUUUGGAGGUCACCUAAUUUAUCUCUGUGCCUGAUGGCAGGAUUUAUGACCGUCAUUCCUGGUUGAUGUUUGUCUAUAGAUGCCCAGUGACAGAGUUUAUACUAGUCCUCAGGCGCCAGCUCCGCUGCCCCCUUAUCCAACACUGAAAGCUUUCCUUGAUAUCUAACGUGAAUUUUAUGCUACUUGCUGUUAUCUUCAAGUCCAGCCCAAAGGACUUGGAGAGCAUGUGAAAGCCUUAAUGCGUUACAUUUCUGCACACUUCUUUCCUUAGCUUGUUUCCACACUGGUACUUCUUAGGUUCUUGUAGUGUCCUUUGGUGUAUACUGGCUUCUCUUUGUCUGCUCCAUGGCUUUCUUAAGCGCAGUAUCUGAGCUGGACACAGUCCACGUGGGUGGAAUCGCUCUCAGUGUUGUGCAGAGUGGAAGAAUUACCUCAUGUAUCUUGCAGAGGACACUUGCUCUUCACUGGCAUGGAAUGCCUUUUUCUCAAGUGCGUGAUGUUUAUUUCUUUUCAGUUUAUGAUCCUCCAAAACCCCAGAUCCUUCUCUGUGGUACAGGUACCUAAUCAAUUGCCAAUUGAUUAUUUAUAGCCACUAAUUUACAGUUCAUAAUACCUAAAUGCAUUUGGGAGCUUGUCCAUAUUGAACUGCAACCAAUUUCCACCAGUUUGUCAAGAACUUUCUUAAUUCUAGUCUUGGCCUCCAAAGCACUCGUGUCCUCCAGCUUGUGCACAUUUAAUAGGGUUAUCUGUACUUGCAAUCCAGGUUGUUAAUGAAUGUAAGUCAUUAGCUGCCUACUUGUCCAUCCUCUAACUCUACUACCUACAGCCCCAAUUUCUGCAGGGUCUUGGUGCUUGGUGUGCUAGGUGGUUGGGUUGGUUUCUGCUGCUGUGAGCCUGUGUUUACCCAAACGUACAGAUCACAGCACAAAGCUCUCAGCACAAGGUUAGGAAACUGGUCUUGCUCUGGUACUGGUAACUUCUCAAAAUGCCACUGAUGUCCAUAAGGCUGUAUGGCAAGAAGAUGGUAUAAAACCAUUGGACAAAACCUGCACAGCUUUCCAGCAACAUUUGGAUUUGAUUUUCUAGGGGAAGAACAAAUUGAGUUAUGAGCAGUGGUCUGUAGGUAGCUGGCUAUAGAUUAUUUCUUACCAGUCAUUAAACAUUCCUGCUCUUGCAAAGGUUACUAGAGAAUUAUUGGACUAUGGUAUCUAAUUAACCCUCAAUAAAAAAAGUAAAACAAUUUCUGGGCUAAACUGUGUGCUCGUAUUGAGCCUUCCUUUAGUUCCCUUUUUCACUAUGUUUGCCUAACUUAUCAUCUGCCAUCUUUUCUGAAGUGCCUAUCACAUUUGUACUUGAAAGACAGCAGUUAUAAAAGAAACCCACAGAGAGAUGACCAAACAGACAUUUGAAUGAACGGAGCAGACUCUUCACAGAACUUUUUAGACUCCACAGCUAUUGACAUCUGUAACAUGGUGACGAGGCACAUAUGCUGAUACUUGGCCUUUCUUAUUUACCAUCUAAAGAUUACAUACAGCAUGAUGAAAGUUUUUCUGAUCCUCCUUUGGACAGUGAGCUUGGUUCAGCCAAACAUACCUCAGGCUGUAGCAGUUCAGGUUUUCCCACCUGUUGACUUCACCCUUACAGUCUCUGCAUUAGCACAAGUACUUUUACACUGGAAACCAAAUCCUAAUCAAGAACAAAAAAACUACACUAUUAGAUAUGAUGUGAAAAUCCUAAGCCCUGUGCCUGAAGAGUAUGAUACAAAGAAGACUUACAGUAUCCGAACAGCUGUACUUCACAAUGGUUUCUCUGCACACAUUCGGACGUUACUUCUCCAUGAUGACUUUCAGAUGAGAAGUGACUGGGUGAAGAAAAAACUCCCACCUCCACCAGGUGCUCCAGAGACAUCUGCCACUAAUUUGUCCUGUAUUACUCGCAUCACCAUUUCUAGUAUUGUUUCUCUCCAUUGCACUUGGAUUCCUGGCCAAGGGGCACCGAAAGAUACCAACUAUUUUCUGUUUUACAGGUAUGAGACGUACACUGAAGAAUGUCAAGAUUAUAUCAAAGAUAAGUGGAACAGGAAUAUUGAGUGCAGAUUUUCAGUGACUCAUAUUGAUCCUGAAGGGAUUGACAAUCUCAUUGUAAUACACAUUAAUGGGUCGAGCAAGUAUGCUGCAAUCAAACCUUUUCAGCAGUUAUUUAACCAAAAUGCCAUUGAGAAAGUGAAUGUUCCCAGAAAUGUCACUGUAUUCUUAGAGCAAAAUGAUCUCUUUGCCACAUGGGAGAAGCCGAUUUCUCCUUUCCCUAAAGCAUGUUUUGAAUACGAAUUGUACCUCUUCAACUUCAAGUCACGUAAUGAACAGAUAUUGAAAAUCUCUUCAAAUGACUUCAGAUUACGGAUUGAUGUUACCAGCAGGUAUUCUGUACAAAUAAGAGCUAAUCAUCACAUAUGUUGUAUGAGAGGAUUUUGGAGUGACUGGAGUGAAAUUAUUUACAUUGGACAAAACAAACUGGAAAAUCCAAUAGCCUGGAUUCUCGCUGUGCUUUGCGUGUCCAUGUGCUGCAUGUUCCUACUUGUUGCUAUAAUAUGCAAAAUAGGCUAUGGAUGCCACAUAGUAAAAACAGAUGCCAUAUAGCCAAGCUUCCCAAAAUGCGCUGUGAAGAAACCCAGGUACACGUCAAAUUUCUGUAGCUGUGAGCAGUAAAUCAUAAGUGAUGAAUUAAAGAAUCAAUGUAAUUACAAGCUUCUCCCUUGAAACAUGCAUCAAGCAGCAAUUAUCAGUCCGCAAUAAACACGGCUCCCAGUAAUCUAAGUGCUGUCCUUGACUCUGCUAAUUUCUUAUUAAUUUCUUUAAUACCUUUUAAUUUACUGGUCAUCCUGAUGUGUUCUUAGCUAUUUUCCUUUCCAUACUGCAUUUCCUUUAUCAAAUAAAGGUUUUAGUUGCAGGAUUGUUAUGUCAGAAUAACUGUUAUUAACUUUACCUAAAAUAUCUGAUGUCUAUGAUAACCUGUUCUUAAGCCAAUUUAAUUAGCAUAGCAGGUCUCAAUAAGCAAUCCUUUUUGGAACAAGAUAGAUUAGCUCCCCAGAGUGUUUAUUUUUGUCAUGCUUUGUAUGAUGCAACCUUCGUAUAUUGAUGGAAAACCCCAAACUGCUGUUACUCACAUCACUGAUUCCUUAC